Phalaenopsis equestris is the source of this 1276-nucleotide messenger RNA. RefSeq names its product heat stress transcription factor B-2c-like. The transcript has 2 exons. Gene Ontology annotation, cellular component: nucleus. The record is from RefSeq and is a predicted model, not a curated record. Bases 156 to 1097 code for a protein of 313 amino acids. Gene Ontology annotation, biological process: regulation of transcription by RNA polymerase II. Gene Ontology annotation, molecular function: DNA-binding transcription factor activity; RNA polymerase II cis-regulatory region sequence-specific DNA binding. Lineage: Eukaryota; Viridiplantae; Streptophyta; Magnoliopsida; Asparagales; Orchidaceae.
CACCACGUGUCAGACAGGAACCCCACCUCCGUACUCCUUCAGGAACCUUCCCGAAUGUAAAACCGUAUCGCAGUUUCUCGCGCCUUCCUUUUCCUUCCUAUUCUCUCUCUUCUUCCUUCCUUCCAGAAAUUUACUCUUCGUAUCUCGCUUAGUUAAUGGCUGCUCCGCAGUCGACCGGAGAAUCGUCGGCGAAAUCGACGGCGUCGGUCACGCCGGAAGCGCAGAGAUCUAUCCCAACGCCAUUUUUGACGAAAACUUACCAGCUAGUCGACGAUCCAGAGUUCAACGAUGUGAUCUCGUGGAACGAGGACGGAUCCACCUUCAUCGUAUGGAGACCGGCUGAGUUUGCCCGGGAUCUCCUCCCCAAAUACUUCAAGCAUAACAACUUCUCGAGCUUCGUAAGACAGCUAAAUACCUAUGGUUUUCGAAAGAUCGUACCGGAUCGAUGGGAGUUCGCGAAUGAUUCGUUCAAGAGAGGCGAGAAGCGACAACUCAACGAAAUCCACCGCCGAAAGAUCUCCCAGCCGGCGGGGACUCCGACCCAACCGUCGGCGAUUCCAGCCCAGCCGGUGGCGAUGGUUUCUCCGGCAAACAAUAUAUUAUCGCCGGUUAACUCAGCCGACGAGCAGGUGAUCUCAUCGAACUCCUCACAGGGAGCGAUAGAAGCUUGCAGCAGCGAGGUGGAGCUGAGAGAGGAGAACGAGCGGCUGCGUCGCGAGAACGCCCGGCUAUCGCAUGAGCUUGGGCAGAUGAAAACUCUCUGCAACAAGAUCCUCCAACUCAUGUCCAAGUACGAUUUCGGUUAUCAGAUCGACGGUGGCGGAGCGGCGAGAUGCGGCGGAGGUAGACCGGAAGCGGAAGGCUCGCCUGACCUAGAAAUUUUCCCGGCGACGCCAUCGGUGAAGAAUGAAGCGGAUGUGCUCCCGAGGCUUUUCGGCGUGGCGAUCGGAUCGAAGCGGGGGAGAGAUGAGGAGGUCGAGGAGGUUCGGAAGUCGGUGGUGGAUGUGAAGACGGAGCCGUUGGAUUUAGGAGCGGAUCGGACGGUGGAGGUGAGUGGACUAGGUAAUUGGCGGUUGGGAUGGUCCAUAGGACCAUGACCAAUCAGAGUGCUUAAAGGGUUGGGCCGGCACGUGGCGGGUGGGGGUCAAUGGCGCGAACUUGUUCAGUUUGUUAGGUUGUAUAUUUAUUAUUUAAGAAUUAACUUUUUUAGAUUUUUAAAUUUACUAGAAUAUCAUUAUAUUCGAUUAAAUUACUAUUCAUUUAUUGAGCUUGAUUA